AGAAAGAAGUGAGACAGAGAAGCACGAUGGAUGAAUUCAGAUGGAUUCAAAUGUUUUUAUGUCUGAUGCUGAUGAUUCAGAUUGCAGUCUUCUCAACAGUAUCUGUAAAUGAAACAUCCAUGUUUAUGAAAGUUGGAGGUGACGUCACUCUGCUUUGUCUAAAUGUGAUAGAUGAGCAGAAUAACUGUGAUGGUACUACGUGGACCUUUACUCCAAGAAACAGAGAAACAGUAGAGCUGAUCACACUUGGACAGAUUGGUGAAGAAGCCAAAACUAAAUCAGACAGACUGAGUGUUACAGCGAACUGUUCUCUGCUUAUAAAGAAGCUCACAGUUGAGGAUGUUGGUUUUUAUUCCUGUCGACAAUACAAAGUCGAGGAAACACCAUCUAAACACACUCUGGUUCAUCAGUCUUUGGUUGAUCUCUCUGUUAUUACCUUGACUGAACAUAAGGACACUGAUAAGGUGAAGUUAAGCUGCUCUGUGGUGACAUAUGCAGAGUGUCAUCACACAGUGAAGUGGCUGCUUAAAGGUCAAGCUGUGGACAAAGAGAACAAACAAAUAGUGACUUCACAGACUGACUGCUCCACCACUCUGUCUAUUCUGGAGCAUCAUUACUUUAACUCAUCACAUCAUAAAAUACUGAAGUGUGAAGUGACUGAUACUAAAACAGGAAAAGUGCAGCUGUUUACCUUCAGCCGUCAGACCUCAGGUGAGGAAACAGGUGACACAAAAACAACAAAGAAACCAGACAGAAAAACUGAAACAACCACAACAAUUAAGACGCUUCUAAAAUCAGAUGAUACAACAACAAAAACUGUGGAAAGUGAAAGCACGACAGCAAACAACAAACCGUCAGGAGAUUCACAACAUGGUGUCCUGUGGUUCAUCAUUCCAGCUGUGGGUUUGGUCUCACUCUUGAUAGUUGUUGUGUUUUUCAUCAGAUGGAAGAGAACUAGAGGAAACAAAACACAGAUGGAUGAAGAUGCUGGACUGAGUUUAAACCCUGCAGAGACUCGGUCUGCUCCUCAAACCAGUCAGGACUCGGUGGAUCCUGAAGUUUCCUACGCUACCAUCAGCUACACCAAGACCAACAAUAAAGUUCGGGUUCAGGGUGAUGAUGAAGGUGAUGCAGUGACCUACAGCACUGUGAAGGCUCAUUCCUCUUCUGUUGCAGCCACUGCUGAUCCCAGCAGCCUCUACUCUACUGUCAGUUUUUCAGCCACAUAGUUCAAGUUGUUGACAAAAAGGACUCGCAUUUAAGUGAAAGACUAAUUUUGUGUUUGCAUACAACAGAUUGAUAGCAACAUGCUAAUUAACGUAAAUGAUUAGAUAGAUACCAUAAUUAUAACAAAUAUUUGGUUUCAAAUCCAGAAUCCUGCCUUUAUAGCCUCCAUUAAAAUUAGCAAUAAACUAUAUAAAUAAAUGUAAAUAGAAACUUUUUGUUUAUUUUCUUAAUGAAAUCAGACCAGUGUGUUUCUUUAAUGUAAUCCAAAUGUGAAUAUCUAAAUGCAACCACAAAGCCCUUUGUAAAUAUUAUUGAUGUAGUUAUGCAAUUAUAUUUUACAAUAUUUCAUAGUAAAAAACUUUUCUGCAAACAUUUUUACAAUGUUAAUAUAUUUGUAACUUACCAAAAAAUAGAAAUUGGUCCUGGUUAGUGCAUGGAGUCUGGUGUAAUGCUGAGCCUUAUUUUAUAUGUAUUGUUUCAGUUCCAGAGUUUUGGUGUCCGUUUUGAUGACCAAGAUGAAGUCUUGGUGGGUUUUUUCUAUUAUUAAGAGUUGGUGUCUUUUUCUUUUCUUUUUUAGAUCCCUCAGGGUUUCCUCUGUCUCAUCUCCAUCCUUUACUCUCUCUGUUAUCAUGUUUAGUGCGAGUCCUGGCUCUAGUUUUAGUUCCCAUUUAUUUCCUGUUGUACUUUGAAGUUGACUGUUCUUUCAUAUCUCGCAUUAGUCCUAUUCGCUCUGCCCUGAUUGUCUUCAUCUGUGUUUAUCCUCAACCUCAACUAGUCCUCAGUGUAUAUAAAGUCCUGUCCUCCCCCUUUAUCUUUCCCUCAUUUGUUAAUCUUGUGAUUCUGGUGUCACCUUGGACUUUUGCUCAGUUCCUUCCACAUUCAGUUCUCAAUCUUGUUUUUGUUACAUUUUAAUAUGAGCAGUUGAAUAACAUUUUUUAAAGUCUACUGUGUACUAUUUUUUUCUGCACAUAA
Molecule: messenger RNA, 2199 nt
Organism: Oreochromis aureus
Lineage: Eukaryota; Metazoa; Chordata; Actinopteri; Cichliformes; Cichlidae
Exons: 10
Coding region: 27-1229 (400 amino acids)
Biological process (GO): positive regulation of ERK1 and ERK2 cascade; interleukin-15-mediated signaling pathway; T cell activation
Cellular component (GO): external side of plasma membrane; membrane raft
Molecular function (GO): protein tyrosine kinase binding; MHC class II protein binding
Source: RefSeq, a predicted model, not a curated record